GCGGGCGAAGAGGCCGCGCGCGACAGCCCGCCGCUGCUCGCCGAGGGGCCCUGCGAGGGCCGCGGUGGGAGCAGGGAAAGGUCACCGACCCCUCGGGCGACAGAGGCGGGCGAAGAGGCCGCGUGUGACAGCCCGCCGCUGGCCGCGGCGGGGAGCGCUGCUCGUCGCCUUCGGCACCGCGGGCUCAGACAGCGUGGUGAGGUGUACUUCCUCGAGCUCUUCGCUGGGUGCUGCCGUCUCACCGCGGGUGCCCUGGCCGGCGGGCUUCGCUGCCCUGGUCCAGUCGAUCGCAUCAACGCAGAGUACUUCGACGUCACCAGGGCCCCGGUCGCGGACGCCAUCGUGCAGUGGAUCCUGUGCGGCUCGAUCUGGGCCGUCGCCCUGGGGACCCCCUGCGCGCGCUGGAGCGCUGCUCGGCGAGGUGGCGAGAUGGCGGACUCGGCCGCGUCGGCCUCCGGUCUCGCCUGCGCCAAGUUCUCGCGUCGAGUGGUGCGGGCCUGCCUGGACGCUGGCGCUCAGUUCGUCAUCGAGAACCCUCGGUCGAGCCAUCUCUGGAGCUGGCCACCGCUGGAGAGCCUGCUUAGGCGUGCUGCUGCCGUUCGCGUGAAGCUGGACAUGUGCGCCUUCGGCGCAGCAUGGAAGAAGCCGACCCUGCUCGUGGGCAACCUGCAUGGCCUUGCGCGCAUGGAGGCCAGGAAGGAGGGCGAGUCCCGCAUCGACCAGCGGCGGGAGGAGCACUUGGCAGCCUGCCUCGGCCAGAAGGUCAGUCACUUCGUCCAGGUGGAACCCCUCCCGACUAAGGCCACGCUCGGGUGGGAGUCGGCAGACGGGUACUGUUGCGGGCAGCCGCUCAUGUGGGAGCUGGGCGUCCUCGCUCAGCGCUAUGGCGACUGCUACGCUGCCGUGGUCCGCUUCGCCCGUGCUGUUCCAGCCGUCACCGACGUGGGGCAAUGGGACAAGCUCCUCGUCGAGUACAUGGAGUUCCUCUUCCUGGACGGCGCUGCAGUGAGCGCUGCCCGCGAUGCCCUCGACGGCGUGGCCUGGACAUUGGACUUUCCGAUCAAGUCCCCCAGCUGCUUUGCUCUUGCCAAGGCCACGCUGCGCGCUUUCUCUCGAAGAGCGCCAGAGAAGUCGCGGGACCCACCGCGCGAGGAGUUGUUUUGGCUGUUUGUCGAUUUCUCUAUCCAGCACGAGCUGCACCUCGUCGGGUUCUUCGCCGUGCUGGCCUGGGACUGCUACCUCAGGCCGCCCGAGGCGAUCGAGCUCCGCAAGGAGGAUCUGUGCCCGCCCGUGACGGGCGCCUCGAUCCAGAAGUGGAGCAUCACGGUGGCCCCCUCGACCAGAGACAGGCCCGCCAAGAACCGCCAGUUCGACGCGGGGGUGGUGGCUGCCUGGCAAGAUCGUCGCUGGAUGGAGCCCCUGCUCAAGAGUGUCUUCGAGCGGACGAAGCCAGGCGAGCUGCUGUUGAGAGGGCUCACGCUGGCUGCUGUCGAGAAGGCCUUCAACCAAGCCUCCGACCACCUGGGCUACAAGGUGGUGCCGCACGGGAUGAGGCACGGAGGCCCGUCGCAUGAUGCGUUCAAGAACGGUGUUGGCCUGCCUGACAUUCAGAGCCGGGGCCGCUGGAUGUGCGCAGAAAGUUGUCGGAUCUAUAUGAAGCCUGCGGCGCUGCUCCGAAGCAUCCAGAAG
Molecule: messenger RNA, 1689 nt
Organism: Prorocentrum cordatum
Lineage: Eukaryota; Dinophyceae; Prorocentrales; Prorocentraceae
Source: the annotation of a GenBank genome assembly